GAGCUGCGGCUGUUCUUUGCUGCUAAGCACGCGCGCGUUUAGUUUUCCAUUUGAAUUUGGCAAAUGCUUUGUUUUUCCAACGCUUGCGGCGCAUUUAUGUAAAUGAAACAAAUAGCAUAAAUAUUCAAUGAAAUUGCUUUCGUUUGUGGGUUGACCCUCAACUGUGACAGGCGGAGUGUGUCUAUUGUUGAUUUCUUGUGCCGACUUCUAUUUAUAAGCCCAGCACACACGUCAAUGUGCAAUUAGAACGGGCAUUAAGAAACUCGCACAGCGAAGUGUGUUAAUUUAUCAACAGUGACGUAUACGUAAUGUGACAAAAGAAAUUUUGUGUUUUCAAAUGAUGGCUGGCUUAUUUGGCUUGAUUGAUUGUUGAUUGUAAAAUUGAAUAUUUUGCUAGUUUUACUGUCGAUUAUUUACACGCGCAAAUAUCCAUUUUGUUUAUGUGCUAUAAGUACUAUGCACAGUUGCUACAAGAUAUUUGUAUACGCGCCAUAAAACUAAACAAAUGUGAAACAAAAAUUGUUGUAGCUUGUCAAAAGAUUGAAACCGCAUGAGGCAUCGUUAAAGUGAAUAAAUAGCGCCCAGUAUUCGUUUUUAUGUAAAUAAAUAGCGCUUAAAUUAAAUUUAUUUACGGGUUUUUGCAGCGAUUUGUGAAGUGUGAAUUUAAAAAUUCAGCAUACGAGAUUAAAACUUAAACCAAAAUAUGCAACAAUGGAGCUGAUAAAAAAAUACAAACAACGACAAUUAUCAACUGGCGAUGUGCGCAAACUAAAUCACAUAGUUAUAUGCCUCAUGGUGCUUGUGGCUAUAAUCUCUAUUAUCUGGAGCGUUUCACUGCACAUGCUGUCUGGAGAUUUUUACGAUGGAAUCAUCAGUGCCAAAAUUAUAUUUAAGCAGCGCGACUUUGCCAAGCUGGACAACAAAAGCAAAGAGAUUCUACAACAGGAUUUAGUCAGGUUCGAACAGCUGGCCUAUGGCUACAACGAAAAGCCGCAAAUGCUGCAGAGCGACAGCUCUACAACCAAGAAGCCAAAGUAUAAAUUUGCACAUAUCUAUGAGCCAAAGGAUUAUGCACCACAGCUGGCACGCCUGGUUAGCCAUCAGGAGCUGCCAGCGACAACAACAACGACAAGUGCAACGCCGCAAGUUGCACCCAAUGCUGAGCUGGAUCGCAAGUUCUUAGCUAGCCAAUCUGUAGAUACAUUUGCCACACGCUGGAGCACUGGCUUUGGUGCUCAGUUCGUCUAUGCAUUUCCUUUUAUAUCUGAAAUUGUAGCCAUUAUAUGGACAGCCAUGUGUUUGAUUUAUCAAACGGGCCACAAGAAAACUUCCGUGCUGCCCAAGCCCUGGCGCAUUGUUGUGCCUUCUAUUGUCAUGUUUACGCUCAUGACUGUCAGCAGCAUCGCCUACACCAUACUGACCAAUGGCUAUCUGAAGCGCUUGUGCAGCCAACUGCGACAGGAGCUAACCAAUUCCGCGGCCAUUAGCUGUGGCGAUGCCAUGUCCCUGCUGCGUCCUUUUGUCAACGAGCAUCGCAUCUCACAUGAUGCCUACCUGCAACUCUUUCGCUGCAGCUACAUUGUUUGCCUGGUGCUUUGGCUGCUCGCGCUGCUGCUUAUGCUGCUGCGUUAUUCGCUGGCGCUGGACUUUCAGCUGGUUGAUAUCGAGGAUAUGUUUGAGCAGCCGGUGGCUGUGCUGCAGCCAGUCUAUACUGAAGUGCAGCAGAGCAGUCCGCGGCAUGAGCAGCAGCAGACGCAGGCGCGGCCAAAGUCAGAUGAGGAUUAUCAGAGCGCCAAGUCCAGGCUAAGCGAUGUGGCCAUGCCACUGCUGGAGCUAAAGCUGCAGGACGCUGCUGCACGCCCACUAACAUCCCACUCAACCACGCAGGCUUGAGCGCUGCCUUUUGACUGAAGCAGCAAUGCAAUCUCAGGUUUCUAUCUCGAACAAUUGAUAUUUUGUAAGCCUAAGUUAAGUGAAACUCGUGCCUCGUUUGUAAAAUGCUAAUUUAAUGUUUUUAAUAAAAAUGCAGUAGUCUAAACAAAAGUGCGAUAGAAUCGAGAGCUUA
Drosophila busckii is the source of this 2065-nucleotide messenger RNA. RefSeq lists its product as uncharacterized. Lineage: Eukaryota; Metazoa; Arthropoda; Insecta; Diptera; Drosophilidae. The transcript is spliced from 6 exons. The record is from RefSeq and is a predicted model, not a curated record. The coding region runs from base 712 to 1893 and encodes 393 amino acids.